AUGCACUCGAACAUCCUCCCCAAGAGUUCUGAACUCUCGAGCUUGAUGCAGCCGUUGAAGAACACUCUUAGACAACUUAGUGGUCACCCAACACGGGAUCGCGUCCUACCCUUACGGGAGUACGAUAUCGACCACGUCCUCGGAUUCUUCCCGCCUGUAGCGCUCUCUAGGCUGGACGGUGAGCACGCCGUAUGGGAAACGCUCCUCGACGACGCAAAGGGAAAAGUCAGUCUUGGUGAGGAUACACGCGCCGAAUCCAAGGCCAAGAGGUCGUACGGCGAAAGCUGGAGGGCUCGUGUCCGAUCUGUAAGCAUACUCGAUCUCGAGUCUAUACGGUUGUUCACACACCAUCAACAGGUACCCAGACUACCUGUCGGCGUGCUCAGCCAGAACAUUCGCGCGUUACAACGGGCCCAUAUGGUCCUCGCAUUCCUCAUUCACUUCUACGUGCAUUCUCAGCUCCCCGCUCAAGAUCGCUCCCACCUCGUCGUACCUGCUAGUCUCGCAGUCCCCAUUGUUGCCAUCUCGCGACUCCUGGGUAUUGCACCCGUGCUGACGCUGGCGGAUACCGUACUGUGGAACGCGCAGCCUUCAGACCCAUCCCUCCCGUUCUCCGUCAGUAACAUCCGCUUUGCGCACCUAUUCUCGGGGACGGAGACCGAGCGACAGUUCUACAUGGCAUCGAUCAAGCCAGAACUGAUCGGUGUCGAUAUCUUGCACGCCUUCGAACAGUAUCAUGGCAUGAUCAAUCCGGCCGACCCUGUAUGCGUGUCGAAGACGGCGAGGGACAUCGUGGGCGUCGCUCGCACCAUCGAUGAGAUCACGCAGGUGAUGGGCGAGAUCAAAGCGACAGUGAACCCGUACCAGUUCUACUGGGAGGUUCGCCCGUGGUUCAGCGGCAGCGGCCCGGCUACCGAUCCUUCGACGCGCUGGAUCUAUGAAGGCGUUUCCGAGUCAAGCCAGCUCGACCUUGCGGGACCUUCGGCGGGGCAGAGCACGGUGAUGCAUGCACUGGACGUCUUCUUCGAUGUCGACCACAAGCAGGUCCAGCAUCGGCCAGCCCCACAGACCGCCGCGAACAAGGCCGCGGACAAGGGCUUCAUGGAGAGGAUGUGGCGCUACAUGCCUGGAGAUCACAGGCGCUACCUCGAAGACCUUCGCCGCGGCCAGAAUCCGAUUCGUGGGCUCGCAAAGGAGUCUCCGCUCCUACGCGAAGCUUAUGAUAAGGCUGUUCUGUCCUUGAAGGAGUUCCGCGACGCCCAUAUCCAGGUCGCUACUCUGUUCAUCAUUUCCCAGGCUCGCACCACUCCUCCGGGAACGGCCGAGGAAGCUGCUGAACGCGCGCAGUUCGCUGUGCAGGGUGCGAGCAAGGGGACCGGUGGUAUGCCCUUGGCGACGCAGCUGAAGUCGGGACGCGACUCGACGGCGCGCACACUUUUGGGUUCGACGUAG
Molecule: messenger RNA, 1452 nt
Organism: Peniophora sp. CBMAI 1063
Lineage: Eukaryota; Fungi; Basidiomycota; Agaricomycetes; Russulales; Peniophoraceae
Source: the annotation of a GenBank genome assembly